GACGGGGAGACAGGGCAGGGGGGUGGGUCUGGGGCUCGGGUACAGAAGAAUGAGAGAGCCCUCUUACCGGAGGGGGCGAAAACAUGAACGGGGCCGUGUACAUUUCGUUUUUCCAGGGCCAGCUGGAGUCCGUGCUGGAGCAGGUCGUUCAGCUCGCCGUGCAGGAAAUAAGCAAGACUGUGGGCUCCAGCCUGAACACGCUGCUGCUGGAGACUGCCGUGAAGGAGCAGGAAAACCACCGGCUCCGGCUGCAGCUGCAGUCGUGGGAGAACCGGGGUCGAGCCAAUGCCAGCCCCGCGGACAGCGGAGGAUCCCCGGCGGCUGGUAAGCACAAGGCGGCGGGGGACGAGCGGGCGGACAGAACAAAGCCCGAGCAGAAGCAGCAGCAGAGGCAGCAACACGCCCCCGGAGGGCAGGGCACCGAACACGGCAUACCCACCGACACACGCCGCCUGGAGCAGAGGGGACGAGUCGUGGACCAGCUGAAGUCGGUUAUGGAGCAGGUCCUGGACUUUGCCGUGCGCGAGCUGACGAAGAUCGUCGAGGCGUCGUUUGACGACCUGCUGCUGGAGAUCACAAAGAUGGAGCGCGAGCAGCAGGUGCUGGAAGAGCGACUGAACAAAAGCUCUGGAAAAGGAGGAGGGGAGAAGGGGAGAGGAGGCGGGGGGAGGCGAAGGGGCUCAGAGAACGACUCGGUGUCACCCAGCGGGUCUGAAGACGCCCGGGAGGAGCUCGUAGAUAUCACCGGGUCCAAAGAAACAACUGGAAGAGACGACUCGGAGCGUCCACCUGUCCUCUCGGUCUCUCAGGACUGGGUUCCCAUCCUGGACAAAGUCUUUGGUCAGAAGUGGUGCAGUGAAGGAGGUGAAGGAGGAGGUCACAGCGAGAAUGAGGUGCAACACCCCCUCUCCUCCUCUUCUGUGACCCUCGAGCCCUCCCCCUCCUCCCCCCAGCAGGACCCCCGCUGGACUCCUCUGGAGGACAUGGAGGUGUUUUCCCCUGAUGAGGAGGAGGGUCCCAAGAACAGUGGGUCCAAUAGAGGGUCCAACACCACCCGUGGACCCUCACCUGGACCUCCCAGCAGCCCCUCAGGCUCUUCAGGCCGUCGCUCCUCUGCCUCCAUGCUCCAUCGUCUCCUCACUCUGCCGUCUCAGCUGCUGGAGGAUGACGACGAGGAGGCUGCUGCCACCAGUGAAACAUUGGCUGCUUUUGCAACCAACGGCGAGGAGCCGCCUGUUCCCAUCUGCCGAUCGGCUAAGAAGAGGCGGCGGGUUUGGUCGGAGUGUGAGGAGUGCGGUCGGAGGUUCAGCCGGAUGUCUCUCCUGAAGGCUCACCGUCAGACUCACAUCGCUGAGAACGCUGCGGCCGACACCUCCUCUCCGUCGUCCCCUCCCAGCGGCUCCUCGUCGGCGCUGCGCUGCUCAGAGUGCGGCAAGAGGUUCUCGUCGGCAACCCGCCUCCACAGCCACAUCCGGACCCAGCACACCGGGCACCGGUCCUGA
Cheilinus undulatus (humphead wrasse) is the source of this 1502-nucleotide messenger RNA. Its product is annotated as zinc finger protein 316. The transcript is spliced from 6 exons. NCBI's taxonomy places the organism in Eukaryota, Metazoa, Chordata, Actinopteri, Labriformes, Labridae. The record is from RefSeq and is a predicted model, not a curated record. The coding region runs from base 84 to 1502 and encodes 472 amino acids.